AUGAAGACCCCGCAACAGUAACAGCUACUUAGAAUUAUAAUGAAGACGAUGACCUGGGCUCGUGACUCACAUAAUUUAUUCGACUAUGAGUCUCGCAGCUGCCACAAGAAGAAGCUUAUGGCUUCAAAUCCUUGCAACAUAAUUCGAUGCGACACAGAAGUUGACCUUAUUUCCGAUUUCACAGAUAUAUCCCGACUGGCGCCUCAUUCUCAGAUCUUAGCCACUGUUUCUCAAAGAAAUGGGAUUUUCUACCUAAGUUCUGAGCAAUCAGAGCCAAUUUGGAUGAUAGUUAGAUCCCUAAAAACUUCCGAAGGCUCAGGAGUACUUUUAAAGCAAGGAGAUGUCAUAAAACUAGGCCGAAUAGUGUACAGAAUAAAACAGCUCAGCACAGGCAGCUCCGACUCGUCCAGCGACCAAACCCAAGAAAGUGAAGACGAAUGCGAAAUCCCGAAUGAGCAUGAAACAACGACAUGCCGAAUUUGUUUUGGCGAGUCCGAAGGCUCAGAAAACCCUCUAAUUUCUCCAUGCAGUUGUACAGGAUCAGUUAAAUUCAUUCAUUUGCGAUGUUUGCAGAGAUGAUUGCUUUCUCGAGUUUCUACGCGGUCAGGAGAAAAUACGUGCUGCUAUCAAUGAAAAUCAAUGGAUUGCGAAAUUUGCAAGAAAAAUUAUCCUUUUAGCCUAGAUGUCCAAGGGAAGGAAAAAGAACUAUUUCAAGUCGAGAAAUCGGAUUUACCCAGAAUUGUAAUUGAAGGCGCAGAUGAUGGGAAAGGAGCAAGUAAAGCUGUAUAUGUAGUGACUUUUAGUGAAAACUCAACAGUCAAGCUGGGAAGAGGCCAUGAGUGUGAAGUGAGGAUAUCUGAUAUAUCAGUAUCAAGAUGCCAUGCCACCAUUCAUUUCAAUAAUGGAAAUUUCACUAUUGAAGACAAUAAUUCCAAAUUUGGGACUUUAUUACAAGUAAAUUAGGGAGAAAAUGAUUUUCUUAACUAAAUUAGCAUUUUAAUUUAAAAUAAAAAUAAAAUAUUACAAGUGAACGACCCACUUCCACUGCUUGCAAAUUCUGCCAUCGCAUUGCAAGCUGGAAGAACUGUAAUUGCUGUAUCUCUGAAAGGAGAUGAAAGUGUUGCAUAUGAAAAUUCAUUAGAUAGAUUGCCUGCUCAUAAGCGGUCAUUAUAA
Messenger RNA from Blepharisma stoltei, 1173 nucleotides. NCBI's taxonomy places the organism in Eukaryota, Ciliophora, Heterotrichea, Heterotrichida, Blepharismidae. The record is from the annotation of a GenBank genome assembly.